GUUAGGUUCUCGGCGAAAGUAAUUCUGUUCUAGAAGAAUAUCGGUCGAAAUGCUUUCGAGAGGAAUAAUCGAAUCUUCGGUUAACGAUGGUGGCAGAAGGCUCAACUUCAUAUAAAUGAGCAAGGUUGACGACUCACGUCCGAAUACGAGAUCAAGAGGUCCUCCAGGUUCAUCUCAAGAAACAAUUUGCUGCCCGACGAGAGGUUGUGAUGGGUCUGGUCACGUCAAUGGGAAGUUUGCCAAACACCGAACAGUGGCCGGGUGCCCGUUGGCGGCAAAGAAACGGAAGCUUCUGGACAGCUCGUGUCAUGAAUUUUCGUUGGCCAAAACCCGGCGGGCGGAACAGAAGCGGUCAACCUCCUCUGACUGUGCCAAAGGCUCUCAGGAAACGGAAAAAAAGCAAAGCUGCGCCAACAACCAGUCGUCAACUGACGCCAAAAGAGGGGACAAAAUGACUGGACGCAAAUGCACCCAAGAAGCACCUCCGAAGUCCCUUGGAGUUGUCAACGGUGGAUUAACUAGCAAAUCUGUCACCAAAGAGCUUCUCGAACCAAGGACAGAAAGGAACCACAGGAAAACGGUUGAUUACGCAAGUAAAAGUCUGGGAAAUUCCAUUCUUAAAGAAAAUGGAGAAAAGCGCUCAAAGAAAGGUCAAGACGCAACGGCCAAAGAGUCUUCGCGAUCGACCCCAGCAGCGAAUGCUGGGAAAAUUCCCACUUCCAUCAAAGAAGAGGACAGAUGCCCGCCAAAAAUCAAAGAAGGCAUUCACAACAAACCGGUAGCAUCGCCGCAGGCGAAAGUAAAAGAAACUGACUCUAAGAAUUCUGAACGAUUUCAAAAGAAAUCGAAUGUCAGCGUGUUGCAGAAUGACAGACGAUCUAAAAACGGCGCUGGCGUUUCCAACAAUAACAGCAGUCUAACCACCCCUUUGUCGAAGGGAAUAAAAUAUGAAAUAGAAGACCCAGAAAGUGAUUCGAAUGAUUGCCCGAAAUCUAAGCCUAACGCAACAACAUCUUCUAAAUGUAGUGAGAACAAAUACCGCACAGGUAUUUUGGAACACUCUUCGAACAAAAUUAAUGAUGAAAUGAGUCAUAACGCACAAAAGAAAGCAAAAGUGAAAUCCGAGAAUGAAUUGGAACUGAGAGUUGGCAGCUGUAUCAAGGUAGAGCAAUUAGAGACUGAAAAAUGCCUUAAUGAUAAUAAGAGUGAUGUUAAGCUUAUUAAAACAAUAAAGACCGAACCUAUUCAGCCAAGCGUUUCCAAGAAAAAAGAAAUUUGUAAGAAGGAAGUGAUCAAAACAUUUGAUAAACAAAACUCUCCUAACACGAGCAAUAAGACAAACAUAUGUACAAAUAGUAUUAACAAAUGUUUAAGUUAUCAAAAAAGAACGGACGAUCUUCCUAACAAUAAAGUCUCUUGUCAACAAGGUAACAAACUUAGUUGUAACAUUGAAAGCCAAUCAGGUGAAAAACCGAAAAUAGAAAAGUACAAUAACCUCGCAAUAGAAAAACAACAUGUUCCUCAAUUUAGCCAGCAAGAUGUCAAUCGGCUUGCAAAUGCAGUUGGAAAUAGUUCAGAGCCUGGUCAUAAAGAUCUGUCUGGAAAGCAGUUAGAAAAUCGGGUAACUCCCAACGCCCAUCAUGUAAGUUUUCAAGGCACAAUUUCUUGUCACCGAGAUCUUCAUCAAAACAAACCUCAUGUGAACCACAUAAGCCGGAAAGAAAAUAGUCAGAUUAAAUCCCAAGAAGAAAGGAAACAAUUUAUUCAUAUCAGUGCUGAUACUUUCAACCAGUCUUUCAACAGGUUAACAAACGCUAAGCAACCACAACCUAAUAAAAAACUAAGUAAUCAGAAAUUUGAUGUAUCUAAUAAAAACAUUACAAACUUAAAUACCAUGAUAUGUAAUCAACUCGAAAAUCAUUCAAAAAAUAAUAUGACUUUAACUAAAUACACCCAUUCAACAUCGCAUGACCAAAUGACCAUUUAUGCUGAUCAUAGACUUAACAAUCAAAUUUGUAAUAAUAAAUUCAAAAAUGAGCCAAAAGCACACGAAAGGAGGGAUAUGGAGGUAGAUGAAGAUGAAAAACGCGUUCAAGAAGCUCAAGAAGCCCUUAGAAGUUUGACAAGAAAUUGUGUUAAUGACAAAUCCUUUUCAGACAAUAAAAUUGAAAAACCUUUCUUCGAGAAUUUGUUCGAGAAAAAGGCAUCAGACAUUGCUGUGUCACACAGUUCAUGGAAGGACGUGGUAAACGUGAGCUCGACACCUAUUAGUACAACUCCUGGAAAGUUAGAAGUUAAAGACAUCUAUAAGGAAACUGCAACGGAACCGGUUCUGGAGGUUGUUCAUUCUCAGAAAGAUCCUACCAGAGACUGUGAUGUAAAGCCCAUCGAUGGAAACAAACAAGGCGCUAAACAAGAUGAUACGAAAUCCACGAAAGAAUACGACAUGGAAAACCUCCUGCAAAUCGAAGCAGAAUGUGCUAACAUACUUGCGGCUUCUUUUGGAACACAGCCGCCUCCUCAGGAAACUAUUACCUACAGAAGACCGUGUUCUCCUGAAGACUGCGAUAAGUCUAACAUUUCGGCAGAGUCCACUCCCUCCCCUGCAUCCACUCCCUCCCGAUCUGCAGGCUCUCGCACUCCCUCUCCACUCUCCUCUCCGCCAUCCUCCCCCCGCCACAACCCAGAAGGAGAUGAGGAAGAGGAAGAUGCGGAAGAGGAUGAGAUUCGAACGAAGCGCUUCUGCUCCUCCCCUCCGAUGGCUGUGGAUGUUGCAGUCGGAGACUCCUGUCCCCAGCAGGAGGACGAAGAUGAGCUCUUAUUGGCGGAAGGUCACGUGAUACGAGAAGUUUCCACAACUUCUACCAACACAGAUUUCACGUCAUCCGAAAGCACACAGGUGUCAGCGGGAACACCCAUGUCUCCUUCAACUGUACCCGCAAACAGUUCAUGUCCUCGACGCUUUGGAAUGUUGGAAGGUCGUCCUUUGACUUACGAGGACCACCUUUUACCGCUUCCUGACGAUGACAAUCCUUUGGUAAUAGACGAGGGAGGAGACGAUGCUACCAAAGAUUCAGAAUCACCUCAUGGACUUAACAGCUCACAAGAAGAGAAUACUUGUUCAUCUCUAAUGAUGAAUACGGCGUGCCUGGACGCUCUGGCCGACGACAUUUCCAUGGGCAGCCACUCGGACGGAUCUCUAAAAGAUAGUAAAUGUCCUACUCCUGGUUGCAAUGGAACCGGCCACUCAACCGGACUCUACUCGCACCACAGGAGCUUGUCUGGCUGUCCAAGGAAAGACAAAAUUACUCCAGAAAGUAAGCAUACAUUUCUCUUUGG
This is a messenger RNA of Stegodyphus dumicola, 3339 nucleotides long. RefSeq lists its product as uncharacterized. Gene Ontology annotation, biological process: regulation of transcription by RNA polymerase II. Gene Ontology annotation, cellular component: nucleus. The record is from RefSeq and is a predicted model, not a curated record. NCBI's taxonomy places the organism in Eukaryota, Metazoa, Arthropoda, Arachnida, Araneae, Eresidae. Gene Ontology annotation, molecular function: RNA polymerase II cis-regulatory region sequence-specific DNA binding; DNA-binding transcription factor activity, RNA polymerase II-specific; zinc ion binding.